AUGACGUAUAACAGUAGCGACGUUAAAAUGGCAGCAUUAGCGUCCUUCAUUCUCAGGACCGGAUCAGGUCUGUUUGUUUCCAGUCCAGCUUGCGUGUUGAACUCAGUGAGGUUUGCGUCGAAGAAGUCCAGUGGAAGCUCCAGAAACCUUGGAGGGAAAAGCCCUGGCCGGAGAUUUGGCUACAAGAAAUGCGAUGGUAACUUUGUCCACCUUGGGAACACCCUGGCAACACAGAGGCAAUUGAGAUAUCACCCUGGAGCACAUGUGGGUUUGGGCCGCAACAACACUCUGUUUGCUUUGGCAGACGGUCAUGUCAGGUACACCAAGGAGGUCUACAUCCCCCGACCACGCAACCCAGAGGUCUACAAUGUCAUCAUUAAUCUGCCCAGAGGAACCGUGCUCUACAAGACCUUCAUCAACGUGGUGCCCGUCAAACAGGAGAACAAAUUCAGACUGGUGGAGCUCGUCUGAAGGAUCAUCUGGUCAAAAACCAAAGACCACUGCUGUCUGGAGACAGACUCAGUCAGACCUCCUGACUCUGGACCUGAUUUACUGACUAGUUCAGUUCUAAUGUUCUCCUAACAUCACGAACAAAGCCCAUCUUCAGUCAGAGCUUAAAUUCAGUUGUGUUGCAGUCGAGUUAAAUUCUCUUUCAUGUUGGCAGUUUAAGGUCGUUCUAAUAAAUGUCGAGAGGAAAAUGUGCAGAAAGGAUGUCUGCUUCACAUUAAAGGUCCCAUCAUAUUAAACUCAGCUUGUUCUCUG
Austrofundulus limnaeus is the source of this 762-nucleotide messenger RNA. It is a transcript of the gene mrpl27, whose product is annotated as mitochondrial ribosomal protein L27. The coding region runs from base 1 to 471 and encodes 156 amino acids. The transcript is spliced from 4 exons. NCBI's taxonomy places the organism in Eukaryota, Metazoa, Chordata, Actinopteri, Cyprinodontiformes, Rivulidae. Gene Ontology annotation, molecular function: structural constituent of ribosome. Gene Ontology annotation, biological process: translation. The record is from RefSeq and is a predicted model, not a curated record. Gene Ontology annotation, cellular component: mitochondrial large ribosomal subunit; ribosome.